UGCCCCUUUUAUCAGUCCUGGGGCGGCCAAAGGUUGGUUUGUUGGAAAGCGCAGGGGAGAGACGUGGGGAAUGAGGUUUAAAAGCGGAGGAGACCUUUGGCUGGCUGCUUUUAGAGUGAGAUGAGGCAAUUCCCACCCUGCCCAAGGCCAGUUUUGCAGAGGAGCCCCCAGGAACGGGGGUUUCCAGAGGGGCUGCGACCCCGGCACAGCGAGCGGCCCCAGCGGGACCCGCUCCCGGCGGCGCUGGCUGCUGGCCCUGCCCGCAUCCCCCAGCCCUCCGGACAAAUCCCCGCUCCGGCUUCCUACCCUGCAUCGCUGUUUUCUUCCUCACAAAGAGCCGCCUUGUUUUCCACUGCUGAAAGCAGAGAAAAAAAAGAGGGAGAAAAAACUUUCUGAAACUUUGCUCUGUCAAAGGGCAGGAGAGCAAGGAACGACUGCAGCCAGCUCUCCGCAGCCCCGUUUGACAUCCCCCGCCGCAGCCCUGCCGCCCUCCGGCUCCCCGCCAGCGGCUGCGCGGUUGGGCUCCCUCAUCCAGCCGGAAACCAGCCCUUAGUUUGCAGGAGCUGGUUUUUCCGAGUGAGUUUUCAGCUGCCCCAGCCGUGGGCACCGGAGCCAGCGCAGGGAGAGCCGCGGGAGCGGGGGCUGCGCGAGUGCUCCCAGGCUUCCCGGGGGUGAACUGGGCACGCUGCUUCCUUGCCGGCUCCGCAAAACACCUCCUGUCCUUGCUGCGCCUUUGCUCCCGGGCCGGCAGCCCUCGGAUGACCCCUUUUCCCCGGGAAAGGGCUUCCGACUGCUCCCGCCUCCUCUCGCAGAGGCUGGCGUGGCUCCCGCGAGCGGCUCCCACGGCCCCAUGGCAGCCCGGCCCCACGGCGACGGCGGGCGCUUCCACAUCGUCUCGCCCGUCCUGGAGAGCCUGGCCUUGUCCAGGGCGGCGGGCACCAAGGUCUACAUGAAGCUGGAGAACGUGCAGCCCACGGGCUCCUUCAAGAUUCGGGGCAUCGGCUAUUUGUGCCAGGAGGCUGCCAAGAAGGGCUGCCGCCACUUCGUCUGCUCCUCAGGGGGGAACGCGGGGCUGGCCACGGCCUACGCAGCCAGGAAGCUGGGGCUGCCGGCCACCGUGGUGGUGCCCAGCAGCACCGGCCCGGCCAUGGUGCGCAAGCUGCAGGAGCUGGGCGCCGAGGUGGAGGUCUGCGGCCAGGUGUGGGAUGAGGCCAACAAGCGAGCGCAGGAGCUGGCCCAGGCCGAGGGCUGGGUGAGCAUCCACCCCUUCGACCACCCGCUGAUCUGGCAGGGCCACGCCAGCCUGGUGCGGGAGCUGCGGGAGUCGCUGGAGAGCAAGCCGGGCGCCGUGCUGCUGUCGGUGGGCGGCGGGGGGCUGCUGGCCGGCGUCGUGGCCGGCCUGCGCGAGGUCGGCUGGCCGGACGUGCCCGUCGUGGCCGCCGAGACGUGGGGCGCCCACAGCCUGCACGCGGCGCUGGAGGCCGGCCGGCUCGUCUCCCUGCCCGACAUCACCAGUGUGGCCAAGUGCCUGGGGGCCAAGACGGUGGCGGCGCGGGUGCUGCAGUGCGCCCAGGAGUGCGGCGUCAUCUCGCAGGUGGUGGAGGACGCCGAGGCCGUGCGAGCGAUGGAGCAGUUCCUGGACGACGAGCGGCUGCUGGUGGAGCCGGCGUGCGGGGCGGUGCUGGCCCUGCUCUACGCGGGGCACCUGCGGCGGCUGCAGCGCGAGGGGCGGCUGGCGGCCGCGCUGGCCUCCGUCGUCGUCGUCGUCUGCGGUGGCAGCGGCGUCCAGGCGGCCGAGCUGCCGGCCCUCAAGCGCCAGCUGGGGCUGGCCUGAGCCCCCGCCCCCCCGGCGGCCCCCCGAGGAGGGAGGCUGCCGUGGGUGCCCCUCGCCUCCACCCCGCAUCCAGGCUCUGCUCCUUUUGCCCCCGAAUAUUGCAGCAGCGCCCCGGCGGAUGCCCCCGCGCGGCCCGUGCCUCAGUUUCCCCCCGAGAGAGCCACGGCCCCCGCCACGGCCGGUCCGCGUGAGCCGCAUCCUGCCCUGCCUUGGGCAAACCGUGCUGGCGAUGGGCUCAGCACCCUCCUGCAGUGGGCUCAGCACCCUCCUCGGCCCGCUGCCACCCGGGGCCUCCCGUCCCCUCCCUGCUCCGCCGGGGCGCUCCAGCUCCCUGCCUCAAUUAGCGAGCGCUCCCUCGCCGGCUAAUUACUUCACCACUGUCUUUAUGCAUUAUUAUUCUAAUGAUUAUUAAUUAUUACAAUCCUCUCCCGGUCCCGCUGUGCUGUCUGCGGGCCGGAGCGCGCCGCCCGCGCGGAGCUGCUCCUUGCCGUGAUUUACUGGGGGGGGGCUGCGGGCAGGGACCCGGCGGGAAGCUCCCCGAGUAACUCGGGCUCCGCCGGGUGCCACGGGGCCCCUCAGGGCGUCUGCGGGUGCCUCGAGCCCUUUGCUGCUGCACCCGCCCCGGGGGGGUCGGCUCGCCCGCUGCCUCGCCGCGCGUGUCCCGGACGCAGGACUUUCCUCUCGCCCCGGGCCGGGCUGCCGGUGCCGCACCGCAGUGGCGAGGCUCACAGAAAGCUCUUCCCUCCCUCUUAUUUUAUUUUUUUUUUGUGCCUUUCCCCCUGAUAAAUUCCACCGGCCGGGCCAGCCCAUGCGAUGCUUCUUGGAGGACGAAACCCCAUAAAUCAAAGCCCUGCUGCUCCAUCGUGGGCAAUAUCUUAUGUAAAAAGGUGUUUCCAGGGAGCACCGGAGGCUGGAGAAUCCUAUUACAAGGCACACUAUUAAUUAUAAGAAGUCAGCCCAACCUACCCCAGCAAUUUUUUAUCCCAGGUCCAAAACCUGAUUACUUUCCACCUUCUGCAGUCCUUCCCCCUCACCCCAAAAAGUAAAGGGAAAAAGGUCAAAAAAAACCCCAGCAGCAAUGUUUUCCUGACUCAUUUUUCGGAGGAAGUUCCUGCGCGAGGCCGGCGCGGCUGCUCCCGAGGCCGGGAGGCGCUGGGAGUGCGGGGGGUUUUCCUUGCUCCUGGGGCCGCCCCGGCGUGGCAGGGCCUCGUCACCCGGGGAGGUGCUGGGUGACGUCCCGCCAGGGCCGGGAGCCGGGGCAGGGUCCCUGCCGGGUCACCCCGGGGCUGCGGUGCCCCGGCAGGCUGCAAACAGCCCUUGGCCGCAGGCCUCGGACUUAGACAAUGAUUAUAACAAUAAUAACAAUAACAAUAAUAAUAAUAGCCUGUGCUCACCCAGUGAAUGA
Molecule: messenger RNA, 3239 nt
Organism: Dromaius novaehollandiae (emu)
Lineage: Eukaryota; Metazoa; Chordata; Aves; Casuariiformes; Dromaiidae
Gene: SDSL
Product: serine dehydratase like
Exons: 7
Coding region: 851-1834 (327 amino acids)
Biological process (GO): L-threonine catabolic process; L-serine catabolic process
Molecular function (GO): L-serine ammonia-lyase activity; threonine deaminase activity; pyridoxal phosphate binding
Source: RefSeq, a predicted model, not a curated record